AUGGCCAAACUCGUGACACCGAUAGCACUGGAGGGGACGACGAGCCAGAUGACUAACAUAGCGUCGUCCACCCCCCUCCAAAGUCGACCUUCGCUUUGGCCUCCGAAAGGACCGAGGCAUAAGACUUACCCUGACCCCCCUCCCGAUCGUCAGCGAAAUUACCGACGCAGAGGAAGGGGGAGGAAUUCGGCUCUUCCUCUUUGGGGCGGGAGCACCCGAAGAAGGGAACCUCUUAGCAGAGGGCCCCCCACCACGACGACGACGUCUACCUCUUGUACUAGCCCCGGGGCAGAGGCAUCCACCGAAGCCUCUGCAAGAGCAGAGGCGGCAGAGCCCCCGGCCACGGGACCAGCCGAUGGCCCACUGACACCGACAACACUCGCCCUGGGCGCACGCCUGGGAUCACUUCCGGAGAAGAGUCCCCAGCCCGCCCAUGACGGGGUGACUCCCGCCAAAUCCGUCUCCGUCACCACCUGUCCCGACGGCGAUCCCGGCGAUGAUGCCGGACAAGGCCGCUUCCUCGCUCCCUUAUCGCCAAAGAAGUAUUCGGCCUCCAGCUGCGGAAUGGCCGCCCGAAGCUCGCCAUCUCCGCUCGACUCUGUCUCGAUCGCGCUCCAGAGCCGCAAUACGCUCACGCAGUCCCCGGUUCUCGCUUCUCAAGGCCUCGGUCUGCGGAUCCGUCCCAACAGUGGCCCGCCUGGCCAUCUCGUCAAAGAUGCCCACAAACAACCCGGCCAACCUUCGGAGCUCCAAGUUGGUGACUUUCCCAAGGCCGGAUCUAAAAACUUCGUCCGAGGGAAUAUUCUCCCUUCCUACAGCAGCGAGGUCUGGUCCCAACUAGGAUCCAAUAAUCUAUUCAGAUCCUUCAAAAGGACCUCCUGCCUUUCAGCGCGUAAGACCGCUCCUGGCCUCCGCGAUAUUAACAUAGUCCCCAGUUGUUUUGGGGCGACCACGCUUAGUAGUGCGACCGGCACACUUACCUUCGAUUUUUUUGCGGGGGUACUGCUUCCUCCCAUCACUGACUCUGCGGUGCUAACCGCAAUAACUGGUUCGAAGAACUGUACGCAAACGUGUUUGGCACAGAACUUCGUUUCACGUCGCGAACACUCCGAAAAAAGACGUCCAUGUAUUUCGCGAGGUCCUUAUACACAUGAUGGGCCUGAUAGCACCGAACCACUUUAUCCAGAAGGACUCGGCGAAUACGCGCAGCAAGUUCCUUCGGAUCAACACUACGAUCACGAGUAUCCCAGCUAUGAGCUAGGUCGCAACUGCAGCCCGGCACGGGGGAGCCGCCUCUCCGCGACUUCCCCCGCCCCCGGCCGCAGUCCACCCUCGUCCUCCGGGCUCACAGCCCCCCAUCGGGGCGCCCCGGAGCCUGCGCGCGUUCAGAUGAAGGCGUACCCUCCCGACGCCUCUUGGGAGGGACGCGCACGCGAGCGCAUGCAGCCGACCCGCAGCGGUGUCCCGCUGGUUUUCCCCUCGAACCACACGAGAAACAUCGGGGCGGCGCCACACAGUCAGCCGCCCUAUGACCCGAGCAACCACACCGAUAACAUAGGCCACUCCGAUCCACAUCAGCGCCACAAGAAUUGGCCGAAUGGCCAAACUCGUGGCACCGAUAACACUGCAGGGGGCGACGAGCCAGAUGAAUCACAUCCAGCGUCGCCCAUCCCCCCGCCAAUGCCAGCUUCUUCCCGGCCACAAGCCUCCGCGCAACUCCAGCCGGACAACGAAUCCAGAUCGUCCCGACAUCCGACUUAG
Molecule: messenger RNA, 1761 nt
Organism: Nylanderia fulva
Lineage: Eukaryota; Metazoa; Arthropoda; Insecta; Hymenoptera; Formicidae
Source: RefSeq, a predicted model, not a curated record